This is a messenger RNA of Eimeria maxima, 5058 nucleotides long. Its product is annotated as ubiquitin-activating enzyme e1, putative. Gene Ontology annotation, biological process: protein modification by small protein conjugation. Bases 1 to 5058 code for a protein of 1685 amino acids. The record is from RefSeq and is a predicted model, not a curated record. Gene Ontology annotation, cellular component: cytoplasm. NCBI's taxonomy places the organism in Eukaryota, Apicomplexa, Conoidasida, Eucoccidiorida, Eimeriidae. The transcript has 4 exons. Gene Ontology annotation, molecular function: ubiquitin-like modifier activating enzyme activity.
AUGCGGAACCCUUUAGCCAGCCUGCUGCUGCUGUUUCUGUUGCUGUCAGCAGCAGCGGGGUCUGCGGCAGUGUGGCUUCAUAGCCGCAACAGUAGGCUGACAGUGCGGGAGUGCAAGGCAGCGUGCAGCAGGAAGCCAACCGCAGUCUUGCCACAUAAAUCGCCCCACCGUCCCAUCGCAGAUCUUAGGCUUGCUGACAUCCUGUGGGACUGCCCUCAUUCAGCCACGGCAGCAACGACAGAUGUGCAGAGGUCCAUCCCACAAUCUCCGCAGACACCACAUUCCCUCACUCCACCGUGUGUAUCCCCGGGUUUUCCCUCCGGCGCUGUUGGCGCUGCAGAUGCUGUGCCUUCUGUUGCUUCUGCUGGUAGCCAGGCACAGGAGGAAGCAAACGCAGCGCUGGAUUCUGGGGUGGCAGGAGGCAAUUAUUUGUCCUUGCGGCCUUUGCUCUCUAGGCAGCUACUGGUGUGGGGAUCGGAGCAGCAGAAACUUCUGCCAGCCUCACGUGUACUGCUGAUUGGGGCAGGUGGUGCAGCAGUUGAGGCGGCCAAGUGUUUGCUUCAGUCCGGGGUUGGCUGCAUCUUGUUGGCGGACCCCGAGGAGCCGGCUCCGCAAGAACGUGCUGCAAACUUUGCCCUGGCUGAACAUGCAGAGCAGCAGGAAGUAGUAACUUCAGCAGCAGGGGCAGUUGCUGUACCUUCUGCUGUACAAAGUGCUAGUGAAGUUGGGGUUGUGUCAGACCCUUCAUCGUAUCCUCUGGGAUAUCGAGUCGCCUUUUCUGCGCAACAGCUGGAAGCGGAGGAGCAGCAACACCAGUCAGCCGUCCCUAGAAGCCGAGCUGAAAUUGCCUGUGCUGCUUUGCGGCGGGUUGGUGCUCCGUACGCUCGCGUCUCAGAGGUGUCCUUGCAUAUUCAGCCGGGAGAAACUGCGGCUGCUUGGCGGGGGCGUGUGAAGAACUUGCUACAGCAAGUUGAUGUAAUUUUGCUAUGCGAUAGGCCUCUGCAGCAAAAGCUUUUCUUUUCUGCCGUGGCUCGAGAACUGUGGUCCCAGGGUAGGGAGCAACAGGUGCGCGAGCUGCAACAGCAGCAGUGGCAACCGCAAGAGGAGCGGCAGCUACACAGACGCCGCUGUGGCCCCCUUGUUGUGACUGUAUGUACAGCGGGGCUCGCCGGGCGGGUUGCUGUUGACUUUGGUGACUUCACUUUUUCAAGGAUAAGCGAAGAGGCUGCCCUCACAGCGCUCUUGCAGAAACACGCGCAACCCCAGAAUCAGCAAAAACAACAUCGGCAAAGACAGCAGCAGCAGGAGCAAAUCGGGCGUCUGCACUUUGCUCCUCUAUGCACCACCCUGUCCCUUCCGGAGACCAAACAGGCCUUUGACGGGCAGCAAUCCCUGACCGUGCAGGACCCCCCUCAUCCACAGCAGCAGUACCUCAUUGCUGCGUUCGAAGCCCUGGAUGCAGCUGAGACAGACGGACGUGGAGCGAGUGAAGACCGACAGCAAGCUGCUAGAUCCGAGACGGACAGAUAUGCAACGGGAACUGCUGCAGAUGCCCCUGUGGACAACAGCAAAGCUUCAGAUCGUGCACCUCUCGGAAGCCUCAGGAGUUGGAGUGCCAACCGCCUCCCUGCUGCCUCACUAGUUGCAGCCCGUGCUGCUGCUAUUUGGAAACGGCGCUAUGGGCUCGGUGCGGCGAGCGCAGCUGCGGAAGCGGCAGCGGCCGCAGCCAGGGCCUCCCGCAAGUCCGCCGCUGCAGUUACUGCCGCUGCAGAGGUAGCAGCAGCUACUGCAGUUUCGAUUGGGGAAGCAGAGGCUGCGCGAAUUGGGGCGCUUAUGGCUCGCGGGUCGCGGGGACACCUUGCUCCUGUUGCAGCCGCAAUGGGUGCCCUGGCAGCGCAAGAGACCCUUAAGGGACUUACCCGGAAAUAUCGGCCCCUCCAGGGGCCAUUCGUGCUGCAUGCUCUGGACCUGCUAGCGCUCACUGCCCAGGACCAUAGGGAGGGUGAAGCAGCAAGCGGUGUCAUCGGCGGCAAGGAUGGCUGUAUCAGCAACACGCGGAGUUGCAACGGAUACGCGACAGUGCCCGUUGGCGCAUCAGCAAAAGGGCGAACUCUCCCUGCAGCGGCGGUGGAACCAGAAGCAGAAUCGGUAGCAGCAGCAAAAACGGCUACUCGUGGAGCUGCUUGUUUUGUAUGUGAUGUUUCCAGAGGGGCAGCAGCCAGGCGGGUGCCGUGGGAAGGGCAACAGCAGCUCUUAGGCUUGGAACUGCAGCGCCGACUCAAUCACUUGCGAGUCUUGCUCGUGGGGACGGGAGCAAUCGGCUGUGAAGUCUUGAAAAACUUUGCACUAAUGGGUGUUUCUUCAGACUGCCGUAAUUCGAGCAGCAGGAAGGGCAUUACCAGUAGCAGGUACUGCUGCAACAGCAGUUCCAGUCGCGGCCCAUCAAAGAGCAACAAACAGCGGGACAGUGGACUCAUGCGGCUGCUAACAAGGUGCAUUCACAGAAUCCGCAGCAGCAUGUUGAGGCAAGUUGGUUCCGGAGUAACGGGAAUAGCUACUUCAGCAGCUGCAGCAACGAGGGAAGCGUGUGCGGUGGUUUGCCAGCGGGGGCUAUUGUCGUUGAUGGACGGAGACACGGUGGAGACCUCGAACCUUAGCAGGCAGGUCCUCUUUACUGCCUCGUCUCUACAUCAGCCCAAAGCAGCCGCUGCUGCUGCUGCUGUGCUGCGCUUCUGCAGCCGCACACGACUGUGCCCAUUCUCGUUCAUGCUAUCUCCAGAGACCCUUCGUCACCUGCCCGCGAUGUAUAUACAGGAGCAGGACUUGAUUGUGGCUGCUUUGGAUUCUGUGGAUGCUCGUCUUUACGUCGACGCGCUGUGUCUGCUCCACACCAAGCCUUGGGUGGAAGCUGGCACACUUGGCCUUAGAGGUCAUUCUCAAAGCCUUGUACCUUAUAUCACAGAGCACUAUGCCGCAGCAGUGAGAGGAACCGCUUCCAAUGCCUCUCGAGCAGUCCAGUCCCUGAAGGCGGUCCCCGUUUGUUCUAUUAGGGGCACCCCUACUGCCCCUCUCCACGCAGUGCAUUGGGCUUCAGCACAGCUGCAACAAACUUUUAAAACCGACAUCUCAGCUGCCCAUAUGCUGCUCCGGCAGCUGCUUCAAAAGGAGUUACAGUCACCUCAGAGGAUAUUUGCUGAAAGGCAGGAACAUAGGAGCGCGACUGUAUCACCACCAGCACCGCCGCAUGCCGCGCCAGAUGAUGUUCACGGAGCACUUGGCAUAUUAGGCAUGGCGCCUGUUGCUGUGUCUGCUGCUGCAGCUGGACCUAUGCGGCUCCAACUGCUGCUGCGGCUUGCAUUGGAGGUGCUGAGGGUUCGGCGCAGCACGAUUAAGAUGUUCGAAUCGGGGGCAUCGCAAAAACGGAACGAGGAGAGCCAGUACUGGCGGGAAUAUUACGAAAAAUGUGGCGGCAGUAAUGGCGGAGUUGCUCCAAUGUCGACGGUGCACCUGAGGCUUUUAUCGUUUGCAAUGUUCCUUUUCAGUGCCUUGUAUGAGGUGAAAACCGUUAAGAAACAAAUUCGAGGAGAGCCAGAAGCAGAAGCAUCCACCCCUUCAAACAUUCAGAACGCAGUAAACCAUCGCAACCGAAAGGCUUUGAUUUUGGAUCCUACAGAUGCAGAUACAGUGGACUUUGUCGCUGCUACUGGACAGCUGCUUGCUGCUAGCCUUGGCAUGGAGCAACCUGCGAAGGCAGCGCGUGAACUAGACUCUUUAGAUCCCCGAUCAGCUUAUAUCUUCCAGCAGGAACAAGCGGAGGAGUUGUUGCUCCAAGGCAAGGGCUUGGGCCCUUGGAGCCGCCAGUGCGUUGCCGAAGCUGUGCAGAGUUUGCUUUCAGAGGCCGCAGUCAGCGAAGCUGCCAAAAUGACGGUAGUCAGAACCUGCGCAGAUCCUACGCUUAGUGUCUCUGCACUUGCUGAGGAGCUGGUGCGAGAGGUGGCAGCGACAGCAGCGGCGGCAGGUACGGGGGCAGACUUGAACUUUUUGAAAGCACCUAUCGUCCCUUCGCUGUCCGCAGAUGGCGCUGUGCCCCUCCGGUUUUUGACAUCGGCUGCGCGGCUUCGCUGCAGAGCCUUUGGGCUAACCCCUCUACCGGGCCCCGAAGAGACUCAACAGCUAAUAGGCAGCAUAGUUCCCGCAACUGCAACGGCAACGACCCUUGCUGCAGCGCUUGCUUGCAUUGAAGUAUAUAGGCUCGUAGCGCUUAAUCUCGCAGGAAGGCGUUUGGGUCAGUGCAUGGAAAAUCAAGAACAGCAACUCCAGCAGCAACCGAAGCACACCGAGCAGCAAACGGAAAGGGUGUCACCUGUACUCUGGCUAGACAAGGGCGAACGCCGAUAUCGGCGAGCUGCGACGAAACAGCAGCAGCAGUUCCUGCGCAGCAGCUUCUUUUCAUUGUCAGUGCCCUUUCUGGCUGAGGCACCUCCUUUACCUCCCUCAACGCAUCGUUUCCACGACGGUCGCUGGCGUGGACAACAUUUCUCUCCCUGGCACUUUUUCCGACUGCAACUUCAUGGUGGGGGCUUCAAUACAAUCGCCAAUCAGGAUGCAGGACAAGGAGUGGUGCCAGGGGAGGCGGAAGCGGCAGAGAGAAUUACUAUAUCUAAGCUUGUGGAGCUAAUAGAAAAGGACACGCGGGUACGUGUCCUGUCUUUAAGUUGUGAGGGGACUCUCCUCUACACUGCCCCACCAGAGAGAGAUAUGCAGCAGAAGCAGCUAGAGGCCGUGCUGCCGCCUCGUGUUGCGGAAUUGUUUGAUGACCAGCAGUCUCCGAGACUCCCUGACCCCGGGACAAGCCUCACUGAGGCAAUACGGCUUGCCGCAUUAGCCCCAAUCCACAGCAAGACGCAGCAAUGCUGCCAGCCGCAAACAAGUGCAGGACGUGAGAAGCAGCAAGAAAAGGGCCCUACUUGGGCCGUGAUCCUCAUAGCAGCUUCGGACCCGUUGGGGGCUGACGUGCCCCUGCCGGCGCUUAAGGUUUUGCUUUGGCCUAGGGCAUAA